AUGUCACGAACCUUCCCAAUCAACGGUAUUUUUUGCUACUCAAUACUUUUAUUUCCUUUUUCAGGGCCACGUGGGCUGCCGUUUGUUGGAGUGUUCUCUGGUUCCGGCAAGCCUGAGCCUUUGGAUAUAUUUCUUGGCCAGUGCAUCUCAGAACUGAAGAAUAUUCUGACCAGCGGACUUCAGGUCCCGGAUACGGAUGACGUAGUUAGAGUUGAGCUCGCCAACGUCUCUGCGACACGCCUGCUCAGUCCUACGUCCGGCAAGUAA
Molecule: messenger RNA, 267 nt
Organism: Spirometra erinaceieuropaei
Lineage: Eukaryota; Metazoa; Platyhelminthes; Cestoda; Diphyllobothriidea; Diphyllobothriidae
Source: the annotation of a GenBank genome assembly